AUGGGGGCGCGGCGGCUCAAUCUGGUGACGUGGCUCCUCGCCGUCGUCGUCCUAGCCCUUUUCGCCCCGCCGUGUGCCGCCGCGCAGGUCAAGACAACCGACACGCGCUGGAGCUUCCACCUCCCUUUACCCAGCGGCAUCAGCGGCGCCGAGAGCCUUGCCUUCGACGGCAAGGGCGAAGGGCCCUACGCCGGCGUCUCGGACGGCCGCGUCCUCAAGUGGGGCGGCAGCGCCGUCGGCUGGACCACGUUCGCGCACAGCGCCAACUACAGGAGGAUACCCCUGUGCACGCCGGGCGCGGUGCCGUCGGUGGAGACCGAGAGCAUGUGCGGCCGGCCCUGGGCCUCCAGUUCCACUUCAAGACCGGCAACCUCUAUAUUGACGACGCCUACUUGGGGCUCAUGA
This is a messenger RNA of Miscanthus lutarioriparius, 405 nucleotides long. Lineage: Eukaryota; Viridiplantae; Streptophyta; Magnoliopsida; Poales; Poaceae. The record is from the annotation of a GenBank genome assembly.